UUCUUAGAGAGAGAGAGAGAGAGAGCGAGGCUGAAGCGAACGUUCAAUUUCCAUGCCUUCACCUCUGUAGAGAGAGAUUGAGCUCAAAACCAAACUCCGAUUUUCCCUGCCUUCCCUCUUUUAGAGAGAGAGGGUGGGGGGCCUAAAAAUUGAACUUCAAUUUCCAGGUCUUCCUCUCCGUUGAGGGGAGGGAAGCGAAAACAAAAACUUGAAUUUCCCUAUCUUUUCCUUUUUUUUUGUUUUAGGGAGAGAGAAGGAGGCGAUAACAAAAUUUUAAUUUCAUACUCUUCCACCCUAGAGAGAGAGAGUUUCAUGGAAAUGCAGGAGGAGACUCCCAAAUUCCCAGCAUUUCCCUUCAAGCCAUACUCAAUCCAGCUUCAAUUCAUGACGGCACUCUACAAUGCCCUCGACAGUGGAGGAGUCGCCAUGCUUGAAAGCCCUACUGGGACCGGCAAAACGUUGAGUAUAAUAUGCAGUGCUCUGCAAUGGGUUGUUGAUCAAAGAUCAAAAGAGAAGAAACCCAAUACAGCAAUUGAUCAGGGCUCGCAUAAUUUUGACGACGAACCCGAUUGGAUGAAGAAUUUUGUUGUACCCAAAGGUGAGAAAUCACCUCAGAAGAAAUCAUCAACAUUUGGCUAUAAAUCAGUGGAUUCUAGAGAGAGAAGGACUCAGAGAAACCCCAUAGAGAGCAAUAACAACAUAUGUGGGAGAAAGGGAGGUCUUAUUAAAAUGGGUUCCAAUUCAACAAUUGGGGAAAUGGAUGAGGAUGAGGAGUUUUUGGUCAAUGAAUACAAGAGUGAAACAGAUGAAAAUGGUGAUAAGAACACGAAAAGGAAGGCUGCUGGAUCAAGCAGUGAUGAAGAAGUAGAUGAUGACGAAGAAGAAGAAACGGAGGGAGAUGGAGUUUUCAAAGUUUAUUUUUCUAGCAGGACACACUCACAGCUUUCUCAGUUUGUCAAAGAGAUGCAGAGAACUGUAUUCGCUUCUACUUUAAGAGUGAUCUGUUUGGGUUCAAGGAAAUCACUGUGCACAAAUGCAGAGGUUUCGAAGCUGGGAAGUUUGGGUAGGAUUAACGAGCGAUGCAUGGAACUUCAGAGGAGAAAGACCACAAAGGAAUCCAGAAGCAAGAUCAGCAACAAUGGAGUUAAAAUCCAGAGGAGCAAACUGUCUUCUGGAUGCCCAAUGAUGAAGCAUAAAAAAUUUCAGAGGCAAUUGAGAAACGAAAUCUCUCAAAGUGAUGCAAUGGACAUUGAAGAUCUACUGAGGCUUGGUCAGAAAAUUGGAACAUGCCCAUACUAUGGCUCUCGGAGCAUGGUUCGAACCGCUGAUUUAGUGGUCCUUCCUUACCAAUCUCUUCUCUUGAAGUCUGCUCGUGAAUCGCUUGGUUUAACUUUGAAAAACAGUGUUGUCAUUAUAGAUGAAGCUCACAAUCUGGCAGAUGCUCUCAUUAAUAUGUACAACUCAAAAGUUACCAAAUUUCAGCUUGAACAGGUAGAGUACCACCUGACAAUGUACUUUGAAAGGUUCCGAAAUCGCUUGGGAACUGGAAAUAGGCGAUACAUCCAGAUUCUAAUGGUUGUUGCAAAGGCUCUACUCCAGUUGCUGAUAUGCAAAGAAGAAGUUAACUCUGUUGAACACUGCAAAGUAAUUGAUGCUCAACAAACUGAAGAGCCAGAGAUGUGCAACUCUUCAGUGACUGUAAAUGAUUUUCUAUUUUCUCUUGAAAUUGACAACGUGAACUUAAUCAAGUUAAAGGAGUACGUUAAGGAGAGCAACAUCACUCACAAGGUCAGUGGCUAUGGAGCUAAACUUAAUAUUUUGGCAAAUGGGUCUCCACAAUCAUCCGCCAUUGACGAUAGGAGUGUUGGUGUUGAAGGGAGCAUAGUAUCUGCAUUUCAAGCAUUUGUGGACUUCAUGUUUGCACUGACAAAUGAUGAUACCGAUGGAAGAAUCAUUGUCUCAAAGAAAGAGGGAUCCCUGAAAUUUGUUAUGCUUGCUGGAGAGAAGAUUUUCUCUGAGAUUGUAGAUCAAGCACAUGCUGUUGUACUAGCUGGAGGAACACUGCAGCCUACAGAGGAGACAGUGGAUCGCUUGUUCCCGUGCUUGCCUAUGGAGCGGUUGCACUUAUUUUCGUGCAACCAUAUUGUUCCUCCAGAGAGUAUUUUGCCCAUUGCAGUUUCAUGCGGGCCCACAGGAAAGAAAUUUGAUUUUAGCUACCACUAUCGAAGCUCUCCAGGCACGAUGGAGGAGCUUGGAUACCUAAUCUGCAAUUUAGUAACUGUGGUGCCAGAAGGUAUCGUGGUGUUCUUUUCAUCAUUCGAGUAUGAAAAGCAAGUUCAUGAAUCUUGGAAGGCUUCUGGCAUCAUGGCAAGAAUUCAGAAGAGAAAGCGUGUCUUCAGAGAGCCUAGAAAUAGUGUAGAAGUUGAGUCUGUUCUUAAGGAAUACCAAGAAGCCAUACUUGUAUCCAUUGACAAUUCAGCACAAAGCCAUGGUGCCCUGCUUUUAGCAGUGGUUGGAGGAAAGGUAUCAGAAGGAAUAAACUUCAGUGAUGGAAUGGGUCGCUGUGUGGUUAUGGUAGGACUUCCAUAUCCGAGCCCUUCCAAUAUUGAGCUGAUUGAAAGAAUCAAGCAUAUUGAAGGAUUGGGAAAACCCAAAUCACAAUGCGUUGGCAACCAUAUCUACUGUGAAACACCUAGUGAAGCUGGAUUUCAAAUUUUGAAGUGUUGCAAAAAUAGAGGAAGAGAGUACUAUGAAAACUUGUGUAUGAAGGCAGUAAAUCAAUCUAUUGGCAGAGUGAUCCGGCACGUUAACGAUUAUGCUGCAAUCUUACUGGUUGAUUCACGUUAUUCAUCUCUUCCCUCCAAAAGAAGUUUUGCUGACCCAUCUAGUAAGCUCCCAUUGUGGAUAAAAGAUCGUCUGGUUUCCACCACGGCAAACUUUGGGGAAGUUCACAGGUUGCUCUAUCAAUUCUUCAAAAUAAACAAGGGAAGGAAAAUUUGAUAAUGUUGAGUUUGCAGUGCUCAAACUUUGCAAGUUAAACUGCUUACAGCAUGUAGAUAUUUCUAUUCAGCUUGAGGUACACCUUUUUUACUCAAUUUUUAUUCUAUCCACAUAUAUCUGAAUAAUGUGUUCUAAGAAAGCUAUAACCAAUCUGGCUGGUGGGAGCAGCUUGAGGUCAAGAUAGUAGUUGUUUGAUCAACUUAGAACUGAUCUGUAGGGGCUGUUCAGCACAACUUGGGCAUUUCUUAUGGUAUAUUUUUUUUUCUUCCAUUGAUUUGGAGUCGCUAGUAUAGGCUCCAUCUUUGAUGCUUGUAAAUAUUGGGGACCUAACACAUCUUCCUAUUCUCUUAUGGAAAUCAAAUUUUGUUC
This is a messenger RNA of Amborella trichopoda, 3369 nucleotides long. Its product is annotated as RAD3-like DNA-binding helicase protein. Gene Ontology annotation, biological process: establishment of sister chromatid cohesion; nucleobase-containing compound metabolic process. Gene Ontology annotation, molecular function: DNA binding; ATP binding; DNA helicase activity. The record is from RefSeq and is a predicted model, not a curated record. Gene Ontology annotation, cellular component: nucleus. NCBI's taxonomy places the organism in Eukaryota, Viridiplantae, Streptophyta, Magnoliopsida, Amborellales, Amborellaceae.